Mercenaria mercenaria is the source of this 1547-nucleotide messenger RNA. RefSeq names its product microfibril-associated glycoprotein 4-like. The coding region runs from base 72 to 1295 and encodes 407 amino acids. The record is from RefSeq and is a predicted model, not a curated record. NCBI's taxonomy places the organism in Eukaryota, Metazoa, Mollusca, Bivalvia, Venerida, Veneridae. The transcript has a single exon.
GUUAGUAUUGUUUGACAGAAGAUGGCUCGUCUAUUUCUGAGUCUGUGUUUACUAUUGCUAACAUUAAAGCAAUGUUCAUCAUUUGUGUGAAAUACGCUCUGGAGAGGGUGGAUAGUGUAGCAAGCAGACUUAAAGUGAUUCACAAGUUGCGACGUGCCGAUCUCGCGGAAAUAUGCAGCAAGAUGUAUGCAUUAGACAACAAAAUGAACAUGUUAAAUAUGAAAAAGGAUGACUGUAACAGUGAGAGAAAGGUGGAAGUAGUAAAUGGAAUAAAGAGCAAAGGAAUUGCUGAUUAUCUUCUAAAAGGGGCGGCCGCGGAAAAAUUUGAAAACAUUAAAACAAGAGAGAUACUGACCAAUAUGGUGAAAUCUGUUGCAGAUAAUAAUACAAACAAUAUAAUACAGUUACAAAACGUAAUAUAUGAAUUAGAAAACAAAAUGACAACGUUGGUAAAUAGAAAGUUGUUGCACAGAACAGUGGAGAACAUGAAGAAACAAUGGGCAAGAGAAAUAGAGAAACAAUGGGCAAGUAUGAUAGAAUCACUCAAGUCUGAGUUAGAAAUAAGGAAAGAACAAGAACAAGCAUUAAUGAAUCAAAUUGACUCAUUAACAAUUCAACUAAGUGAGCAUAGCAACGGUCUUAGGUAUCAGGAAAUGGAGAAACAAGUGGAAACAUGCUCUAACCCCGCGCAAUUAAAUCAGCAAAAAAGUGGUGUUUAUAUUCUACAGAAUGGUCUACGUGUUCAUUGUGAUCAGGUUACUGACGGCGGAGGAUGGACGGUAUUCCAGCGUCGUAAAGACGGGUCUGUGGAAUUUGAACGUAAAUGGGCAGACUACAAAGCAGGUUUUGGGAAUUUGGAAGGCGAAUUCUGGCUUGGAAACGACAACAUACAUUUGCUAACAGCAACUGGGAAUCAUGAGUUACGAAUCGAUAUGGAAGACUUUGAGGGAAACAAGGCAUAUGCAAAAUACAGUAGUUUCAGAAUAAAGUCGCAGUCGGACAACUAUGCCAUUGAAGUAAGCGGUUACAGCGGUGAUGCGGGAGACUCUCUCAAGGUUCAUAAUGGGAGGGAAUACUCUACGACAGACAGGGAUAAUGAUGGAUAUUCCACAAGCUGUGCUAAGAAAUAUAGAGGUGCGUGGUGGUAUUCAGGAUGUCAUCAUUCAAAUCUAAAUGGAAUUUAUUAUAAUCGUGCUAACUGCCCUCGUCGAAAGGGCAUUAUCUGGUAUCACUGGAAAAGAACAUAUUAUUACUCCCUGAAAGACGUGGAAAUGAAGCUUCGGGAAAAAGUUUGAUACUUCAUUAUAAAUGCGAAAUAUCUACACUCGGAUAUGAUAUUUUUCCUCAUUUGAGUGUAAAAUGGCAAAAAUAGAUGCAUUUCAUUUUAUAUCAGAAUUGCUAUAACAGGUGAUAUAUUCAUUAGUUCCUUAUAUCAAAUAUAUGACUAUUCGUAUGUUUUACAUGCUUUAGCUGGUCUCAGACUGACAAACAUUGUGAAUACCACAUAAUUUGAACAUUCGAAAUGUUGACCUCGUUUGAAGCAUAGU